Molecule: messenger RNA, 4110 nt
Organism: Drosophila nasuta
Lineage: Eukaryota; Metazoa; Arthropoda; Insecta; Diptera; Drosophilidae
Product: WD repeat-containing protein 44
Exons: 10
Coding region: 443-3850 (1135 amino acids)
Molecular function (GO): protein binding
Source: RefSeq, a predicted model, not a curated record
GUUGCGUAGUCAAUGCAACUAAACGUAGCCUUCUGUCGUUGUGUCGUCGGGGCGUAAAACAAAAUUAAUUAUUAAAAUUGUGUAGUUAAUAUAUUUAAAACAAAAACCACACACCCACACACGCGAAUGUGUGCAAAAUGCUGAAUGACCAGUUUGUUGCGCUCCAGCAGCAUCAGGAUAUGAUGAAACACAACAACUACUGUUUGGUUUAACAACGCAAGCAAGCAGCGGAGACACAGCAGCAACAACAAAACAGGGACACAGCCCUGCAGCUCGACAACAACAAAACACACACACAGACGCAUACAAAGCAAGCAAGCAAAAAGAAAAAAACGAAACGAAAACAUAAUUUGGUCAAUUUGCAUAGUCGUUAGUGAGAGUGGGAAAGUAGAUUAGGUAAUUCACACACGCACAACACAUUCACAACAACAACAAUAACAAAAUGAGCAAACUGGAAACCGAUUCGGAUAGCUCAGAGGAAUUUUUCGAUGCCGAAGACACAACACCCAACAACAAUCGUCAUUCAACACUUGGUCGCAACAAAUUGCCAGCACAGGAAUUCAUUUUUCCGGAGCCAGCGGUGCGUGUGAAUGCGGCUGCCUCGUCGGACAGCGAUGCGACGCCCAUUGGCGCCAACACCCCCGCCACCCGUAGUCCCACCAACAGUUUGGGCGCUCGUCUCAAGCAACAGGAUGUAGUUGACUCCUCCAAUGCCUCCUGCACCGCCCCCGCUCAUGUCUUUGUGGAGCCGAAGCCAGUGAAGGGCGUGUCUGGUAGACAACGCUUUCAAGAACUGCGUCAAUGCAUGCAAAAUGAUGAAGAUGAUAAUCCAGGAAAUACACUCACACCUGAUUCUCAGAACAGCUCGAUGGAUGGCGUCUUUACCAAUCGACCCACACAUCCGUUUAAGGUGAUUGAAAGCGAUACGAUGAGCAUUCAGAGCAUGACAUCAUUGGGUCGCGUGGGACGCAUCUUGGCGGGCAGCAUCGAUCCAUCGGCAAUCAGCGUUGAUCGUGAAUCGCUAGCCUCAAUGAAUGCCCAACAGCAGCAGCUGCAAUCGCAACAACAGCAGCAGCAUCAACUACAACGUCAGACGCCACCACCGACAACAACAACCUCGACGUCAUCGACGACAGCGCCUACAACAAACGCCAUAGCAGCAGGAACUGCCAAGCAACAAACACAAGCUGUGAACGCCGCCAGCUCCUCGAGUGCAACGAGUGCUGCUGCUGCUGCAGCUGGAGUAACUGCAGCACGUAUAACGGCUGCCGAUAGUGCGACUAUAAUGCUGCAGGAACCGGAUGUGAUAGCAAGCACAAAGCUGACGCAAUCAAAGACCACAGAUUCCAUCACCUCAAGUGGCCCCGUUGCGCCGCCUCGCACCAAAAAGAAGUCACGCAAACUGAGCAGCAGCUCCUCGGAGCAAUUCAAUACGAACGAUGGCAUGCGAUUGCCGCCAGGCGACGCCGAGGACACCGAUAGCGACACGCGGUCUGUGAAAAGUGUGCGUGAUGUGCAGCAAAAGUUGCGUGACGAUAUUGUCAAGCAGUUUGAAAGUUCACUGAAUGAUGUCAGCGCGAAGGCGUCGAAUAUAACGCUAACAUGUUCCUCAACCAGCACAAUCGUGUCGGCUUCGGCGUCGACCACAACGACUCCAUCGUCGUUGGCGCAAAUUGCCGCCGUCAGUCAUGCCUCCUCGACGGUGAUGCAGGUGCGGCCAGUGAAGCCAUCGCAUUCGCUGGGCAACAGUGUGACGUCUGUGUACUCGAAGCCAAGUCCAUCCAACUCGGCCAAGAGCAACUCGGCGCCAGGUCGGGUGAGCUCCAUUGAUCCCAAUCAGGGACUCAAUCUGUUCAAGGCCAUACAGGGAGGCUAUGUGGUCAAGCCACGCGACGAGGCCAGCAACAAGGCGCAAGGACCGUCACAGGACGAGAUCGAGCGCAUCGAAAAGAUGCUCAUGGAGAGUGCUAGUCGACCCAAGCUUGCGGGCAGCGGUUCUAAUAGCUUGGGCAGUGCCACGCGCUAUACGGCGCUGUAUCGCGGCAUGAACGAUAAGGAGCGUCGUAAGUCCGCCGGGGAUGAGGAUGUGCUGCGACAGAUGAACAUUUAUGUGCGCACACGCACCAAUUCGGGCAAGCAGUUGACUGACUUUGAGAUACUCGAGCAGGUGCCGGUCAAGAAUCUGGAUACGGGCGAGAAUAUGCCGCUAUCCGAAGUGCGUUCACCGCCAGUGCCUGAGGGCUGGAAUCCGCUCUCGCUGCAUAUACUGAAGCUUACCUCGCAUCUGGAGGUCAUACAGAAGGAAUCGGAUGAGGAGAGCGUCAUUGGUAUACCGCCCAGCAUUGAGGGUCAGCCACCCGAUGAGGAUGAACUGGAAACGGAGGAUGGCAGUCGCUUGAAGAAGAAGACGGCAAGACUUAAACGUUUCUUUGGCAGCACAAUGCGCAAAACGGUGGACAAGGCCAAGUCCAUUGCAUCGGAGGUGUCGCAUGCACGGCACAAAGAAGAUGUUGCCGACAUUGUGGAUGCCAUGAAUCCUGAGCAGAAUAUCAAAAUCAAAGCAUCGUCCUCCAACAAGGGUCCGUAUGAGUUCACGAAGCUGCAACAUGUCCAGGAUCUAAGUGGCGAAGACACCAGCGCAGUGUGGUGCAUGAAAUUCAGUUCGUGUGGCCGACUGUUGGCGACUGCUGGACAGGACAAAGUGUUGCGCAUUUGGGUGCUCAAGGAUGCCUAUCCUUACUUCCAGGACAUGCGCAACAAGUACAAUGCCGAUCAGAAGUCUUCGCCCACGCCAUCACAAGAGUCGCUGGUGUCGCAGCAUUCCGCCGAAGAGGCCAUUGCCAUGGCCACAGCUGCCGAGAAGUGCACGGGCCCCUUUAUGCCCAAACCCUUCUGCACGUAUGUGGGUCACACGUCGGAUCUGCUUGACGUGAGCUGGUCGAAGAACUAUUUCAUACUGUCCAGCAGUAUGGACAAAACCGUGCGACUGUGGCACAUCUCCCGAAAGGAAUGCCUCUGCUGCUUUCAGCACAUUGAUUUCGUCACUGCGAUUGCCUUCCAUCCGCGCGAUGAUCGCUACUUCCUAAGCGGCAGUCUGGAUGGCAAACUACGGCUGUGGAAUAUACCCGACAAGAAGGUGGCGCUGUGGAAUGAGGUCGAUGGCCAAACGAAGCUUAUAACAGCUGCGAAUUUCUGUCAGAACGGUCAAUUUGCUGUUGUCGGCAGCUACGAUGGACGCUGCAUCUUCUACAACACGGACCAGCUGAAGUAUCACACACAAAUCCAUGUGCGUUCCACACGUGGCAAGAAUCGCAUUGGUCGCAAAAUAAGCGGGAUUGAACCGAUGCCCGGCGAGGACAAGAUUCUGGUUACCUCGAAUGACAGUCGUGUGCGUCUUUAUGAUCUGCGUGAUUUGAACUUGUCGUGCAAAUACAAAGGCUACUUGAAUGUGUCGUCGCAGAUUAAGGGCUCGUUUAGUCACGAUGGCAAGUAUAUUAUUGCCGGCUCUGAGAAUCAAUGCAUCUACAUCUGGAAAACCAAUCAUGACUACUCCAAGCUGAGCUCGGUGCGUCGCGAUCGCAGUGAUUUCUGGGAAGGCAUUAAAGCACACAAUGCAACUGUCACCUGUGCCAUAUUUGCGCCACAUCCGGAGGCCAUUAUCAAGCCGGAACCAGAUGAAGUGUCGAACGAUAAGUUGCCAAACAAUCAGCCGGAUCCGUUGGUCGAACAGCAUAAGAAGGGUUGUGGCUAUGUGCUGGUUAGUGCCGAUUUCAAUGGCGCCAUCAAGGUGUUCAUCAACAAAACGAAACCGAAGCACAGCAGUCUGCCGUAUACGGCCAUUGCGGAUUAAAUAGCGAUCAAUGAUUGUGUGUGUGUAGUGGCAAAAAUAAGAAAAAUAAUUGUGGGAAAAUUGCAGCUUCUCUACUUUUGAUUUGUUUCUUCUACUAUUAUUAUUUUUUUUAUUGUUUCUUUUGUACUGUAUUUAUGAGAAAUGUGUAUGUAUUUUAUACGGAUAACGGAUUACUGACUAAUUGAUAGCAUUAACGCUUAUUUAUAUACAUAUGUAUGUGUCUGUGUUUUUAAACCAACUACAUUUCGCUUAACUCUUAA